Marmota monax (woodchuck) is the source of this 1096-nucleotide messenger RNA. RefSeq names its product peroxisomal multifunctional enzyme type 2-like. The annotation marks the transcript as partial. NCBI's taxonomy places the organism in Eukaryota, Metazoa, Chordata, Mammalia, Rodentia, Sciuridae. The record is from RefSeq and is a predicted model, not a curated record. Gene Ontology annotation, cellular component: peroxisome. The transcript is spliced from 8 exons.
GUAGCUCUCAAUGUACCUAGUAGACCUCCUGAUGCUGUACUUAGAGAUACCACCUCACUUAAUCAGGCUGCUUUGUAUCGCCUCAGUGGAGACUGGAAUCCCUUACACAUUGACCCUAACUUUGCUAGCCUUGCAGGCUUUGAAAAGCCCAUAUUACACGGAUUAUGUACCUUUGGAUUUUCUGCCAGGCAUGUUUUACGGCAGUUUGCGGAUAAUGAUGUGUCAAGGUUCAAGGCAAUUAAGACUCGUUUUGCAAAACCAGUAUAUCCGGGACAAACUCUACAAACUGAAAUGUGGAAGGAAGGAAACAGGAUUCAUUUUCAAACUAAGGUCCAAGAAACUGGAGACAUUGUCAUUUCAAAUGCAUAUGUGGAUCUUGUGCCCAAAUUAGAUAUUUCAACUAAGACACCCUCUGAGGGUGGAGAGCUUCAAAGUACUCUUGUGUUUGAGGAAAUAGGUCGGCGCCUUAAGGAAGUUGGGCGUGAGGUGGUAAAGAAAGUAAAAGCUGUAUUUGAGUGGCAUAUCACUAAAGGUGGAGACAUUGCAGCUAAGUGGACAAUUGACCUGAAAAAUGAAUCUGGAAAAGUAUACAAAGGCCCUGCAAAAGGCUGUGCUGAUACGACUAUCAUAAUUUCAGAUGAUGAUUUCAUGCAGGUAGUUCUGGGCAAGCUUGACCCUCAGAAGGCAUUCUUUAGUGGCCGACUGAAGGCCAGAGGGAAUAUCAUGCUGAGCCAGAGACUCCAGAUGAUUCUUAAAGACUAUGCCAAGCUCUGAGGGGCAUACUGCAUUAGUAAUAAAAAUAGAAUAAUUAGAUACUUUCUUCAUUCAAGUAUUAUUUGAUUAUUCUGCAAAAAUGAUCAAAACUAAGAUAUGGAAGAUGCUUAACAUUUUCAGAUUUUCAAUUUCUACUAAUUUUGCACAUAUUAUUUUUACAAGGAACAAUAAGCUAGCUUAUAAUUAUUUCUGUUCUUCGAACUGUAUCUUGAUAAUAAAAAAAUUUCACUCAAGUCCAUUUUCUUUAGAAUUUGGGAUAGCAUUUAUAAGUUGAAAGAAAAAAUUAAGUGAAUAAAAGCUACUGUGAUCUCUUUUACACUUA